Molecule: messenger RNA, 3043 nt
Organism: Hordeum vulgare subsp. vulgare (domesticated barley)
Lineage: Eukaryota; Viridiplantae; Streptophyta; Magnoliopsida; Poales; Poaceae
Product: chloride channel protein CLC-e
Exons: 7
Coding region: 211-2529 (772 amino acids)
Biological process (GO): chloride transport; transmembrane transport
Cellular component (GO): chloroplast thylakoid membrane
Molecular function (GO): voltage-gated chloride channel activity
Source: RefSeq, a predicted model, not a curated record
GAUAAACGUUGCGGAUUGUUGUACACCAGACUACCGGAGGACACUAACGAGAAAACAGCUCUCCCCGUCCGGAAAGGUCAAAAUUCCCCGAGGUUCUUUUCCCUUGAGCCUCCAAAAAAGUUGAGAACAGUGCAGCUUCGAGCCCCAACUAGAACAGCAUAGCACUAGCAGAGAUGAGAUAGCUUAUUACCAGUCCUGCUACCGGAAUCCAUGGCGCCAGCAGCGACCCCGUGCUCCCCGCGUCUCCUACUCGCCUCGUCUGCAUCUCGGCCUCCUCUCUUCCGCGUCGCGGCCCGCCCCUUGCUGCCUGGCAGCCGCGGCGGGGGCGUGCGCCUUCGGGUUCGAUGCGGAGCGGCGGACGAGGAGUCCGAGCCUCGGCGGGGGGAGCAGGUGAAGGCUUCCGUGGAGGAGAUGGCGCCCGGCCUCGACCUCGUCACGCUCGCAGCCUGCCUCGUGGGCCUCCUUACAGGCGUCUCCGUUGUCCUCUUCAACCUUUCGGUUCAUGAAAUACGUGAUCUGCUUUGGGAUGGCAUACCGCUGCGAGGCGCUUCAUGGCUGAGGGAAGAACCCACUGCUGAAAUUUGGCAGAGAGUGAUAUUUGUUCCCGUCAGUGGAGGCAUCAUAGUUGGAGGGCUGAAUACGCUAAGAAGUUCUAUCAAGACAAACUCAGAUGGCUAUGUUUCUAAUAUUAAAGGUGUGUUUAGGCCAUUCUUGAAAGUUGUGGCGGCAUCUUUCACUCUUGGAACCGGCAACUCUCUGGGACCUGAGGGACCCAGCGUGGAAAUAGGUUCUGCUAUAGCAAAAGGAUUUGGAAAUGUGUUUGGGUGGGAAGGCGGGAAAAAGCUGUCUCUUGUGGCAGCUGGGUCAGCAGCUGGCAUUGCAUCUGGUUUUAAUGCUGCUGUUGCUGGGUGUUUUUUUGCGGUGGAGUCUGUUUUGUGGCCUUCAUCUGGCGAUUCUUCAUCCCUUUCCAACUCAACACCUAUGGUGAUCCUCAGUGCAGUGAUAGGGUCUGUUGUUUCAGAGAUUGGUCUUGGUUCUGAUCCUGCUUUCACUGUUCCAGAAUAUGAUUUCCGCUCCCCGACAGAACUUCCUCUAUAUCUCUUGCUGGGCGUGUUUUGUGGCGUGGUGUCAAUCACCCUAUCUAGAUGUACAGCACUAACUAUGGACAUGGUUGAACACUUACAAAAGACAACAGGAUUGCCGAUGGCUGUAUCCCCUGCCUUAGGUGGACUUAUUGUUGGUCUUCUCGCUCUUGCCUACCCUGAAGUUCUGUAUUGGGGCUUUGAGAAUGUUGACAUUUUACUGGAAUCACGGCCAUUUACAAGUGGUCUCUCAGCAGCAGUGUUGGUUCAGCUCAUUGGAGUAAAAAUAUUAGCGACGUCUUUGUGCAGGGCUUUUGGAUUGGUUGGAGGUUACUAUGCACCAUCCCUUUUUAUUGGUGCUGCUACAGGCAUGGCAUAUGGCAAGUUCAUGAGGUUUACAUUUACUGGCUCUGAAGCACUGUUUCAUGUCCCCUUCCUAGACGUAGCAUCACCUCAAGCAUAUGGUCUGGUUGGUAUGGCGGCUACACUUGCCGGUGUAUGCAAGGUGCCUCUGACAUCUGUCCUCCUACUGUUUGAACUAACGCAGGACUAUCGUAUAGUUCUGCCUUUGCUUGGUGCUGUUGGACUAUCAUCUUGGAUCGCUUCUUCUCAAAGGUUCUCUACCAGCAGUAAGGGUAAGCCGGGUUCAUUGGAGGAGAAAACAAGCACCAUUGAAGAGGCGCAAAAUGUGCCCACGCAAACCCAACAACUCACUUCUGUGGAUAGUGUUGAUGCCACUGCAGAAUUAUGUAAACUAGAAAGCUCACUUUGUGUAUAUGAUGCCAGAGAUGAUAACGUGCUGGAAAAUCUUACUGUUGCAGAGACUAUGAAAACUAGAUAUAUUUCUGUCUCAUUGAAAACUCCAGUAGUUGAGGCACUAAAUCUUAUGCUUGUGGAGAAGCAACCAUUUGUUAUGAUAACUGAGAGCAAUAAAUCUCCAUUAGGCUUGCUAACAGUCAAAGAUUUCCAGGAUUUCUGCAAAAAUGCAAAAAGCACAAGGAUGCAACCUGAGGUAGAUGAAUGUCUGGUAUCUCAUGUUUGUGGAACCGUUAGAUGUAAAAUAUGGUCCGUGACACCUCAGAUGCCACUUACUGCUGCUGAAAAGAUCAUGGAUUCUCAUGGAGUGGACCAAGUUCCUGUAGUUUCAGAACAUGUUAAUCAUCAGGAUGGAGGAAUCUUGAUUGGUUUUGUAGAUAGAGAAUGCAUCACCAUUGCUCGAAGUGAUGAUUUCCUUGCAUGUUAUGUUCUCUUUCAGAGCUUUGGCAGCAAAAGAAUUUUUCAGUUUCACAUCGGAGAUCAGAAGGGAAGAGAGAUGAUGCGGAUUCACUUAGUAAUUCGCUUGAUAUAUUACAUUUGCUCAUGUCGGCUUAUGUUAUUAAGCUGUUCAAAAGCCAAGAAAUCACAAUUGAGCAGGUUUGUUUGGGGAACUUUCGAAUUCAGAAAGUGAAGUAGCUGGCUGAAGUUUCUUCCAUUUCUAUCAAGGCCGUAUGUGCAUGCGCAGUGCAUAGCUGCAUUAUUGUUGUAAGAGCGCGCUAUGUUCUCAGUUGUUAGAUCGCUGCAACUUGCAUCUAACUUGUGCAUACCACUGUUCUCCCCUGCAAAACAAAAUGGAACAUGUUCAUUUAGGAACUGAGCCAGCGCAUUGGCACUUGAGCGUGUGCCUACUACACAGUAUAAUUCUUCAACUGAGAAUCGAACUAUUCGUCAACAUAGACACUGGAAAGAUGGGCAACGAGAUCAGGCUAUGUCACACCCAUAUUUCUCUUUGCGGUGUUGUGAGUUAGUUGGAAUUAAAUGAACCGAAUUUGCAGAAGGGCGGGUUUGGUUGGGGAAAUCUUCUGAUAAUUAUUGUGAAUCCUUUGCACUCUCAUGUAUCAAGUUGUUUGGUAAAACAACCUUCUCAUAGAGAAACAGUGUCUACUCAUAUCAUUGAGACAAAUGAACCUUUAUUGUUGUACUUU